Closterium sp. Naga37s-1 is the source of this 414-nucleotide messenger RNA. Lineage: Eukaryota; Viridiplantae; Streptophyta; Zygnematophyceae; Desmidiales; Closteriaceae. The record is from the annotation of a GenBank genome assembly.
AUGCAGCUGCAAUCAGGCGACUAUGAUCAUCGCAACGAGUGGGACUUUGAGUUCCUGGGGUCGCCCAACAACUCACGAGGCAUGACGCUGCAGACCAACGUGUUCAUGAACGGCCAGGGCGACCAGGAGGUGCUCACUGCCUUUGCCUUCGACCCUGCUGCUGCCUUCCACACGUACACCAUUCAGUGGGGCCCGCAGCGGACCGUUUGGCUGGUGGACGGAGUGAACAUCCGCACGGUGAGCAACAGCAGCCCGCACUACCCCAAGGACCCCAUGAAGGUCUACUUCAGCAUCUGGGACGCCUCCCCCUGGGCCACCGGGCCCCGCACCGCCCGCAUCCCCGUCAACUAUGACUACGCGCCUUUUACCGUGACGUUCAAGAACUUCAAGUACACCCCGCUGUCUGCAAAUUGA